Paecilomyces variotii is the source of this 1902-nucleotide messenger RNA. RefSeq names its product RTC4-like domain-containing protein. The record is from RefSeq and is a predicted model, not a curated record. The transcript has 2 exons. NCBI's taxonomy places the organism in Eukaryota, Fungi, Ascomycota, Eurotiomycetes, Eurotiales, Thermoascaceae. Bases 128 to 1828 code for a protein of 566 amino acids.
ACCGUUUCCUAGCGGCAAUAGCGCUCGUGAAUACAAGAGGGAAGAACCCUUCGAGGGACGACAGCGACUCAAGGGAGGAGAGGGUUUCGAAAGGUCGAACGUCUCCGCGAAACAUCAUCCCGAGAUCAUGGUUACGAGAGCGAAACCGGAAGCGAGCUUUGCAUCCACACGACUGACGAGGAGCAAUUAUUAUGGACCACCGUUACUGAGUCAAGUGGGAGGAAAGAAGGUCCGCGAAGACAGCAAAUAUGGAAAAGGUCCGGACCGAGAGAAAGAGUCAGGCGAGAAAAAGGUUUUCGAGCCGGCAACGGAUGACGAGCCAUUGAGUUCUAGCGAUGAGGCAGAGUCGAGUGCGGAGUCGUUGGAUUAUGGGAAGACGAAGAGUUUAGAGGGUAAAGGGAAUCGAUCUGCACAGAAGUCGCUGGAAGAGAAACUGGCAGACGAAGAUGCUGCGACAGGGACGGGAAACCGGGCAUCACCACGGAAGAAUAAUGGAAGGAGCACCGCAGUGGACUCUCUUCGAGAUGGAUCGAGAAAGUCGACUCGACAACACCGGAGACAAUCGCCCAAACGGACAUUUAGUGAUCUUAUAGGCACGGAUGACGAGGAGGAUGAACUCUUCCCAUCCUUUAUGUCUUCGUCGCAGGCGUCCAAGAGGAGGAGAAAUAUUGGUUAUGGAGGUUUGAAGAACGUCCAUACAGGUUCAUCGUUCAAGGUCCCUGCUUCGAGUAUGCUUGAAUCGUCACAACAAGAAGCGCCAUCGCCCGGAUUCAAGAAGCCAGCUGAGAUGCCUAACUUGGAUGAGCCGACAAAAGAUACUACGAGUGAAGAGGAAAAUAGCGGGUUUAAAGUCCCGAUGGAGAUCGAAAUAGCCAGCCCUCAAAUGAAGAAGGGAAAGAAAAAGGGCACCAAGAGAGACGCUAAGCCAACAUUCAAGAUACCUCCAGGAUCAACUGAGCAUGAUGUCGUCAGUCACUCCUCGCCAUCCAGGGAAUUCAAGCACCCGCUGCCCUUUCCCAACGAUGGAAUAUCUAGUUCGUCACUUGCUACAUCAUCUGCAAAGGAUCGACUGUUCGACUUAGAUGAUGAUAAUUCUUCGUUUAGUUCCCUAAGCUCAGUGGAGUCGGACUUGUUGCUGGAUGACCAGGACAAGACAGUUCUAGCCAGCCAGCAUGCUGUGCCAGAACCUUCCGAUGAAGCACUCUGCCCGAUGUGCAAACAGCGAGUCGACCGAGACGUGCUACUAGACUUCCUCGCGCAGCCCAAACAACGUGUCCGUGAUCAGGAGCGCUUCUGCGAAUCUCACCGGAAAGAAUCCGCGGAACAGGAGUGGCGCGAUAAGGGUUAUCCGACAAUCGAUUGGGAAGGGUUUGAUGAGCGUAUUCGGGGCCAUUUCGCUGCUCUCGAGAAGAUACUUACUCCUGACUGCCACUCAUUCUACCGCAAUAUCCUCGACGGGGAGAUGAAGUCCGGGAAAGCGAAGAACUUUCGUCUUUCGCUUGCCGGGGAAGGUCUGGAGAAUAUGUCCUGCGGGUAUUAUGGGUCUAAAGGCGCCGGAAAGAUGCUGCAUGCUGUAACCACACAGUUUUCGAAGAAGCUGCGUCGUCUGGCCACGACAGAUCAUCUUGUCAAAACUGCAGGCGUAACAACCUACGCUCAGGCGGUGCUUGUUCCUGAACUGACUGUUCUACUGGUGAAAGAAGACAUGGGGGUGAGUGAUGAGACGGCGCGACAGAUAUUGCGAGAAACGAUCGACAUUGGCGAGAAGCUGAACCAUGUACCAAAUGAUGUUGUUCCUAUACCCGAAGAUGCGGAGAAUGCUGUAUGAGAUCUCCGAAAGCGAGAUCAGUAUUCAUGGUUGAAAUAUUGCUGCCUAUUCUGUUUCAGACUCGCGGUCUGGUG